AUGCGAUAUCAAAGACUAAGUGAAGAUUCAUCGAUGAUCGUGACUGAAACAGGAGAAAGUCAAGUGGUGUCAUCAUCGUUGCAUUCCGAUCGAAAUGUUCGUCAAACAAGAAAACUUCUUUUGAUAUUUUUAGUCAUUCAAUGGAUUUCAUCGAUAGUUCUUUUCGGAAUUGACAGUUAUCUUUUAGCUAAAGAUAUAGAUGUCGAUCAUCGGCUAGGACUGCGUUUCUUAGUGCCCAUCGCUCUAUCUUUCAUUUACUACACAUCUGGUUUAGUUGCAGUGUAUUUGAUUCAUCAUCUAGGAAUUUAUGUCUUUGCUUGGUUAGGUUUUCUGCAAUAUGUAUCCUUAUGUUUUGAAGUUCUGCUGGAUUUAAUCGUUGUCGUAAGACACCCAUCGCACGAUCGAGAGAAUAAAGUCGAUGUUACGAUUACUUUGACCAUAGCAAUGAUAUCUUUAUUUCAAACAAUUCUAAUGGUGAUCACAAUGAAACUGACAUUUCAUUUACUUCGCUUGAUGAAAAAUUUUCAACGCGCUGUUCUCGAACAAAUAUAG
Adineta ricciae is the source of this 552-nucleotide messenger RNA. The record is from the annotation of a GenBank genome assembly. Lineage: Eukaryota; Metazoa; Rotifera; Eurotatoria; Adinetida; Adinetidae.